Messenger RNA from Mustela lutreola (European mink), 1428 nucleotides. RefSeq names its product FEZ family zinc finger 1 (gene FEZF1). The record is from RefSeq and is a predicted model, not a curated record. NCBI's taxonomy places the organism in Eukaryota, Metazoa, Chordata, Mammalia, Carnivora, Mustelidae. The transcript has 4 exons. Bases 1 to 1428 code for a protein of 475 amino acids. Gene Ontology annotation, cellular component: nucleus.
AUGGACAGUACCUGCCACAACGCGACUGCCAAAAUAUUAGCUACUGCUCCGGCCCGGGGCAACAUGAUGAGCACCUCCAAACCCUUGGCUUUCUCCAUCGAACGAAUCAUGGCGCGCACUCCCGAGCCCAAGGCCCUGCCGGUCCCUCACUUCCUGCAGGGAGCCGUGCCCAAGGGGGACCCCAAGCACUCUCUGCAUCUUAACUCGUCGAUCCCCUGCAUGAUCCCCUUCGUGCCUGUGGCGUACGACACGAGCUCCAAGGCCGGCAUGGCUGGCUCGGAGCCGCGGAAGACGAGCCUGGAGGCUCCGGCGGCCCCGGCGGCGGCGCCCGCAGCGCCCGCGUUCAGCUGCAGCGACCUGCUCAACUGCGCGCUGAGCCUCAAGGGCGACCUGGCCCGCGACGCGCUGCCGCUGCAGCAGUACAAGCUGGUAAGGCCGCGCGUGGUCAACCAUUCUUCCUUCCACGCCAUGGGAGCCCUGUGCUACCUGAAUCGAGGUGAUGGCCCGUGCCACCCGGCGGCCGGCGUUAACAUCCACCCGGUGGCCUCCUACUUCCUCAGUUCCCCUCUGCACCCUCAGCCAAAAACGUAUUUAGCUGAAAGGAAUAAACUGGUGGUCCCGGCGGUGGAGAAGUACCCCUCGGGAGUAGCUUUCAAAGACUUGUCCCAGGCUCAACUGCAGCAUUAUAUGAAAGAAAGCGCCCAGCUUCUGUCGGAAAAAAUCGCUUUCAAAACCUCUGACUUCACCCGAGGCUCUCCUAAUACCAAGCCCAAAGUUUUCACUUGCGAAGUGUGUGGAAAGGUCUUUAACGCACACUAUAACUUAACCCGUCACAUGCCAGUGCACACAGGAGCCAGACCCUUCGUUUGCAAAGUCUGUGGAAAGGGCUUCCGGCAAGCCAGCACCCUGUGCAGGCACAAGAUCAUUCACACCCAGGAAAAACCUCACAAAUGUAACCAGUGUGGCAAAGCAUUUAAUAGAAGUUCCACUUUAAACACACAUACCCGAAUACACGCAGGCUACAAACCGUUUGUGUGUGAAUUCUGUGGCAAAGGAUUUCAUCAAAAAGGGAAUUACAAAAACCACAAGUUGACCCACAGCGGGGAGAAGCAGUUCAAGUGCAAUAUCUGCAACAAGGCUUUCCACCAGGUUUACAACCUCACCUUCCACAUGCACACUCACAAUGACAAGAAGCCCUUCACCUGCCCCACGUGUGGCAAGGGCUUCUGCAGGAACUUUGACCUCAAGAAGCACGUCCGCAAGCUGCAUGACAGCAGCCUGGGGCUGGCCCGCACGUCUGCUGGGGAGCCCGGCACCGACCCAUCGCCCCCUCUACAGCAGAUGCCGCCUGCGACCUUGCCACCUCUUCCACCACCGCUGCCACCCCCUGGGCCCCUGCAGCCCGGGCUCCACCCGGCCCAUCAGUGA